Messenger RNA from Cricetulus griseus (Chinese hamster), 2388 nucleotides. Lineage: Eukaryota; Metazoa; Chordata; Mammalia; Rodentia; Cricetidae. The record is from RefSeq and is a predicted model, not a curated record.
AACACUUAAGAAAACUUGUAACACUGAAAAUGUGACAAUAACCUUGUGGGUGCAAUUGCUUACUUGGUGACUCUUUAUUUGCUUCUGUUCUAGGACUCAGAUCAACUUCACAGUGGCUAUUGACUUCACAGCAUCAAAUGGAAAUCCUGCCCAGCCUACUUCUCUCCACUACAUGAACCCUUACCAACUGAAUGCCUAUGGCAUGGCGCUGAAGGCCGUAGGAGAAAUUGUUCAAGAUUAUGACAGCGACAAGAUGUUCCCAGCCCUUGGUUUUGGUGCCAAGCUGCCUCCAGAUGGAAGGAUAUCUCAUGAAUUUGCUUUGAAUGGCAAUCCUCAGAAUCCCUAUUGUGACGGAAUUGAAGGGGUCAUGGAAGCUUAUUACAGAAGUCUGAAAUCUGUGCAGCUGUAUGGGCCAACCAACUUUGCCCCUGUAAUAAACCAUGUAGCAAGGUAUGCAUCUUCUGUAAAAGAUGGCUCCCAGUAUUUUGUGCUCCUGAUUGUGACAGAUGGUGUGAUCUCAGAUAUGGCUCAAACUAAAGAAUCCAUAGUAAAUGCCUCAAAGCUUCCAAUGUCAAUAAUUAUAGUAGGUGUUGGACCUGCAGAAUUUGAUGCAAUGGUCGAAUUGGAUGGAGAUGAUGUAAGAGUUUCCUCCAGAGGGAAAUAUGCUGAAAGGGACAUUGUACAGUUUGUGCCAUUCAGGGAUUAUAUGGACAGAAGUGGAAACCACAUAUUGAGCAUGGCUAGAUUGGCCAAAGAUGUCUUAGCUGAGAUCCCUGAGCAGUUCCUCUCUUACAUGAGAGCCAGAGGAAUCAAGCCAUCACCUGCACCUCCUCCAUAUACCCCACCUACACACGUGCUGCAGACACAAAUAUGACUACGUCCAGAUGCUGAUGUUCACCACACAUCAGUCAGAACUGCUGAGCCUCUGUUUUGCACCUGGUGCUCUGCUAUGAACCAGGGAACGGGACACUUUCUCAGUUUGGUUUCAGCAGUACUCGACAAAUGUGCUUUCUUGGAUCCAAAACUAAUUCUCUUCCUAAACCAAAACUGUAAAUAGGGUGGUUGCAUGAGCAACAGGAAAAUUGUUUAAAUGCUUGAAGCAAAGUAGAGAUGUCUUCUCUAAUUUUCAAAAACUUUUGUUUUGUUCUUGACAGAAUAGCAGAUUUCCAAUGUAUUAUUGGGACAAAGCACAAGUUGCAUUUUUAACACAAAUAUUGUCAUCGACUGCUAUAUACAUAUAUGGGACAGCAGUCUCUGUAUCAAUGUUUACAUGUUACUACUUUUUAAAUUUCAAUACUUUUAUAACUGUUCUUAAGAAUAAGUUUUGAAUAUUGAAUCCUUUGUCUUCUAAAUCGCAAUAGCUAUAAUCACAAGAGCAAUAUCUCUUUGAAUGACUGUCUGGACACUCAUGGUAUGAAUAAUAGAAAAGUAGGAGGAAAAAAAAUCUAUUUACUGAUUAAUAUCUGUCCUCAGUUUUGACCAAUAGUGGGGGUUUAAAGUUAUAAACAGAUGUGACCUUGUAAGAAUACACAUUUUUCAUGGACUUUGGGUUUAAAUUUAGACUGACUGCAGUCAACUUAUGUUUUAUAAUGCUAAGUAGAAGCAAUGAAAAGGCAAACAUAGUGAAUUGUAAAUGCACAGAACAUACUUUGUAUAAAAACUACCAAUUAUUAAUGCUAUCUAACAAAUAACACCAAUACUCUUACUCCAAACCAUGUAGCAGGUGUUUUGAACUUUGUAUUCAGUUGUAUCCUGUCUAGAUACUUUAAUUCAAAGGGAUACUGACUCUCUUGCUUGAGAUUUCUUGUUCUCACCAUUCCACUUUGCCACACGGGUUGCUCAGGCUGGAAUCUCUUGUGAAUUCUCAGUUCAACAUACACAACCCUGUGACUUAGCACAUAACACAUUUGUGAAAGAAAUUCGUUCCUGUCCCCUGAUCUGCCUGUUUGCAAAAUAGCCCCUCCCUGUCCCCUGGCCUGCCUGCUCACAAUCAAUUCUAAAUAGUUUUCAAUGUACAGUUUUGAUACGAAUUACAGUUUUGUGACAUUAUGUCUAAACUUCUUUAGAACAAAUGGCCUUAAAUUCUCACAGAAUUCCUGGAAAUGAUUGUGAAUUGCCUUCAACAUACAGAGAUGUGUAUUUAUUUAUUGUUCUUUUUGUGUCCACAGUGUGACUGCUUUAUAACCUCUCUAUCUUCCCCUCUUUGCUACUUGGAGUAUUCCUACCAUGUGUUCUCUUGUCACAACUUGAUGAAUAGUGACUUUUAUAAGCAUGAAGAUGUUUUAUUGGAAAAUAAUGUAUAAUCCUCACAGAUAACAGACUCACAGUCGCAUAGCUGUGAUGUGAAUUGUCCAUUUUUAAGUACAUAUUAAAAUCUUUAAAAGGGUA